AUGGAGAUCGUCAAUGUGCUGUCUACCAGCGUGCACUCCCCUGAGAUGAAUUCUGGCAAAAUGCACGCUUCGAAUAAGCAGUCCUCCAACUUGCCGACGGCCGAUCUGCAGACUGGCUGCACUGGCAAAAUCAGUCAGUCAAAUCCCUCGACUAUGCCUUGUGCGCGGUACUCACGUAGAGUCGCCAUUCCCAAACCUUGCCGCCCCAACCUCGCGGAACCUCGACGCUCACCCCUUCUGUUCUCUCAACAGCUCCAACUCAAGAAUGCCUUGCCUGUUGCCGAGGAAGGGCCAUUCUUGCUACCUGUCCAGCGAGCUAUCGGUGGGAAACGCGGCCGCACACAAUUCACUGGAUCUCAUGCUGAGUGCACAAGCUCAUGCAAGGGUUCUCAGAUAUGCCCGAGUACUGACGUGAACGAGUUCGAGCGCGAGAGGAAACGGUCGAUCAGCUUCAAAGUACCCGAGGUUGGUAUGGCGAUGAACGGUGCGUGCAUCGCGGCUGUCGCAGCUUCGGUCGAACCCCUUGGCCAGAAAAACAAUAGCAUUUCUGCCGGCAAUGCCCCACCAGGCGACAACAACGAUAAUAACAACAACGGUAACGGCAAAGACAGCCAUCCAAGACGACCAGCUGGAAUCCUUCCCGCUCUACAUGGCUCUCAUAAGUGGCGAUACCACGAGAACCGCAGGGGCCAGAACUUCACCUGCACGUGUCCAGAGCACAGCGAGAUCGUUUCGGAAGCAGCCACGUGGCCUGGACCAUCACACUUCUGCUUGCGCUGCAGUCUGAGAGUCUGCACGGCGUGUAAUGCGUACAUCGAUCAUGCUAUCCAGAAGCGUGACCAUGAGCUCAAUUGUCCCAAUCAGCGGGCUAUUGCUGUGGUUCGAUGGGCUGUGAGGGCACAGGCUAGGCGUCGGAGAAAGGGGGAGGCCCGUCGGGCUAGCCGGACGGAGUGA
Messenger RNA from Recurvomyces mirabilis, 954 nucleotides. RefSeq lists its product as uncharacterized. Bases 1 to 954 code for a protein of 317 amino acids. Lineage: Eukaryota; Fungi; Ascomycota; Dothideomycetes; Mycosphaerellales; Teratosphaeriaceae. The record is from RefSeq and is a predicted model, not a curated record. The transcript has a single exon.